UUCUUUUAAGGGAAUUUUUAGGUUUUAAAGAAGAGUCUUUUUAACUAUCUUUUUAAAUAAUUGUUUUAAUUUAUUUUGACUGUAAAUGAGAAACAUGCUUUGUCUCUAGUUCCAGGGAUGUGACCACAAGGUAUCAGAUGCCAGAGAAGGGUUGGCUCAUUUGGACAUACUUUGAGAAUUUUUUUUAAUUUGCUCAUAUUAAAAAGAAAAAAAGAAAAGAAUCACAAACUUCUGUGAGGGGGCCACUGAAAGUAAUGAUUUCAAAAGAGCUACUUGAAGUAGGACUAACAGGAACCAACUCAUGAUGCAAUUUAACAUGGAUUGGGCAGCCUACAGUCCAAAGGCAGGGGCCAUAAAAAGCUGAGGCUCUGGACUUGAGAGACAUGCGGCAAUGAAGACACUUCACCUUCUGUCAUUCUGCCUGCUCAUGGUAGCAAAUGAGACAAGGAAGUUUGAGGAUUGUGAAUUGUUUUACAAGCUGAGAGAUCUGGGGCUGGAUGGCUUUCGCGGUAUUGACGUAAAACAAUAUGUCUGUAUGGCUGGAUUCCCAGCUAAUUACAACACUGAAUACUACGAGACAGAAGAGGGUGUCCCACACUAUGGGCUAUUCCAUCUGAGCGGCCAGGAAUGGUGCUUUAAUGAGAGGCGGCCCUCACAGAACAAAUGCAACAUUUCCUGUGAUUAUCUCCUCGAUGAUGAUAUUGCAGAUGAUGUAAGGUGCCUUAAGAAGGUUAUCACCGAGAAAGGGCUGGAGUAUUGCCGCUGUUUGGGAAAACUGAAAACACAUGAUGCUUCCAUUUCAACAGAAGGGUGUCCAACAUACGUUAUGUACAUUGGCUCUUUGAAGAAAACAAAACGUAAGUCACUCAGAAAGAAGAUAGUAGAGUACUCCAGAUCAUUUGCCCAUGCACGUGCACAGAAAAUAGCAGCUGAAAGGCAACACAUGGUUAUAUGCAUUGAUCAUCACAUUGCACACUUAAUUAUUAUUAUUAUUGUAUAACUAUAAGAUUUUGUACCAUCCUGGAAGAUUGUAUAAACUUAUGUUCUCUGAGUAUAUUUCACUUAGUAGAAGGGGUGUGGCUGUGAGGGCACAUUGCUGGGACUAUCAAGAAGAUAGCACUUCUAAAUUUGGCACUACACUGCUGCCUAAAAGAAGUGUUGCCCAAAUCAGAACUGAAUUACAACUAAUAAGCUGAAAUGCACCCACCACACCCAUUAUUUGAAGGCAAUAACAGAAGGUUACCAGACGUCCCCAUUUCCCGGGUACAGCCCCCGGAUUUACAAAUCAGUCCCCAUACAAAAUCCAUUGAAGUUGAAAAG
Podarcis muralis (Common wall lizard) is the source of this 1320-nucleotide messenger RNA. The record is from RefSeq and is a predicted model, not a curated record. Lineage: Eukaryota; Metazoa; Chordata; Lepidosauria; Squamata; Lacertidae.